Saxophila tyrrhenica is the source of this 1791-nucleotide messenger RNA. RefSeq lists its product as uncharacterized. NCBI's taxonomy places the organism in Eukaryota, Fungi, Ascomycota, Dothideomycetes, Mycosphaerellales, Extremaceae. The record is from RefSeq and is a predicted model, not a curated record. The transcript has a single exon. The coding region runs from base 1 to 1791 and encodes 596 amino acids.
AUGAGUGGCGUGGAGAUUGUAGGCGUGCUCCUUGGAGCGCUGCCCUUAUGCAUCUCCGCUCUGGAACACCACGAGCAGACGAGGAAGGUCGCAGGUACCUUUGUGAAGAUUCGAAGGGCCCACAAGAAAGAUUUGGGGAAGGUCAAAGACUGCGAACUUUGGUUUCGGCUGAAUCUCAAGGAGCUCUUGAUACCACUACUUCGGGACGAUGUAGUGGAUAGAAUCGAGUACGAGCGACUGCUCGCGAAUCCAGGUAGUUCGGACUGGGGUGUGGAGCAUGUAGAUACGGCCUUGGAGGACCGCUUAGGCGACUGUCACCAACGAUACAUCGAGAUACUGCAGGAAAUGCAAGAGACUACGGCGGCACUCUGUGAAGCCUGUCGCGUCAAUGACGACCAAUUCCAGCAGCGAUUGAGGCAGCAACAGAAAUCCCUAGCAGCGUCGACUCCGACACAACAGGCUCAGGAUCAGCUACUCCUACGAGCAAACGACUAUGUCUGCUUCCAGGCAAAGCGAGCGAAGUAUGCUUUUGCGCCGACCAAACGAGAAGAGUUGCUAGAAGAGCUCGAGAGCCAGAACAACAAGUUGCAGAAUGUGCUAGCAGCUUCGGAUCGUGUGUCUGCUCUCACAAAGCAACAGACUCGAGUGCAGAAGCCGGCCAUCAAUCAGAGAAUGUUGAAUUUCUGGCGGCAUGCAGAUAACAUAUUCAAGCUGUUGAAGAAUACGUGGCAUUGCACAUGCCGGUCUUGUGCGAGUCUCUGGCUCCAGCAACAUCCCAAACGAUUUGUGCACAUGAGCAUCGUCCUUCCAUUUUGCCACGGCAGAAGAGCUGUGAAGAUUGAGUUGAGCGAUAUACCGCCCGUGUUGCAACUUCCAGCUCCACAGAGACAUUCAAGACCAACCAGCAGUACGACUACUGCGGGCCAGCUACCGACCGUCUCGAUACUGGCGAACUCCUCUGUCCUGGCAAUUAGGUCUGGCAGAGGCCGGAACACCACUACAAUAACUCGGACAGCACAAGCAACAUCGGUUACCGUGCCUCAAGCACAUCAAACGACUACGCCCUCCACUGCACCUUUUCUCCAGAACCACGGCUUGUGCGCCGCUUUCGCAACAUCCACUGCGAACGGUCAAGAAUGCUUAGGCCGCGUCACGGAGGGCGACGAUGAGUACGCAGUAUACCCGGCAGUAGAAAAGGUCUGCUGCUCCCAAGGAACGUCGCUCGCAGACCUCUUAUCUCCAGGUGCCGCCUUGAAGCUGACCCGAGUGCAAAGAUACGGCAUUGCACUCACGCUUGCUUCGUCUCACUUACAGCUGCAUUCCACGCCGUGGUUGAAGUCCGCAUGGACGUCUGAAGACGUGCUAUUCCCCACGGAGAGCAAUGGUAGCGUCCUGACACUACAUGGCGAGCCGUAUAUCCUGGCCAACAUUAACCCGUCUAACAGCAACACCUUGACUUCUCAGAAGGACAGGUCCUUCUCGACCCUCGGGAUAGUUCUACUUGAGCUCUGCUUCGGACGCCGCCUCGAAGAGCAUCCAAUGUUUCUGAACUCACCGUAUGCUGCGCUCAAAGCAGAUCCCAUCAUCAGGCAGACCGUUGCCUGUGAAUGGAUUGACGAUGCAACAGGUGAAGCUGGCGAGGAGUACGCCAAAGCCGUCAAGUGGACGUUGCAACAAUCGCCAGCGCUGCUGAAAGACGACAAGUGGAGAGAGGAGUUUGCCGUGAAUGUGGUGAGCCCACUGCGCGAAUACUACUCAUACCUGCAUCCGAGCAAGGACGUUGCCACAUAA